Penicillium concentricum is the source of this 2265-nucleotide messenger RNA. RefSeq lists its product as uncharacterized. The transcript is spliced from 3 exons. The record is from RefSeq and is a predicted model, not a curated record. NCBI's taxonomy places the organism in Eukaryota, Fungi, Ascomycota, Eurotiomycetes, Eurotiales, Aspergillaceae. Gene Ontology annotation, molecular function: flavin adenine dinucleotide binding; NADP binding; N,N-dimethylaniline monooxygenase activity. Bases 1 to 2265 code for a protein of 754 amino acids.
AUGUCCAAAAAAGUAGCAAUAAUCGGCGCCGGUCCCUCAGGUCUAGUCACAGCCAAAACCCUGCUUCAUAAUUUCCCACCCGGGUCAUUCUCUCCAAUCAUCUUCGACAGCCAGAACAAAGUCGGGGGUCUGUGGUCAAACCAUCCUUCGCCCAAUCGGGUCAAUGGCCCCCCGGUUACACUAGACCCUCGAAUGCGGACCAACCUCAGCCGCUUCACGGUUGCUUUUUCAGAUCUUGCCUGGGAGUCUGUGAUUCCCGACUCGGAUAUUCCGGUUUUCCCUCGGGCGACACAGGUUGGAGAGUACUUGGCCUGUUAUGCAGAGCGCUAUGUUCCAACCCAUGUGCUUAGGCUGGGGUGUAAAGUGAUAAGAAUUAUACGGAAGGUUGAGGGUGGUGAUGUGAAAUGGAAUGUUCAGUGGGUUCAGAAGAGUGCGGAGAAAACUCAUCCGGAAGAAUUACUGGAUGAUGGAGUGUCCUCGGAAGACUUCGACCUGAUUGUCAUUGCAUCCGGAUACUUUGCCCAGCAGUAUAUUCCAAAUAUACCUGGUCUAGACCAAUUCCAAGGCCAAAUCAUCCACAGCUCUUCGCUCCAUCAUGAACGAGAGCAGCUGCUUUUUAAUAACAAAGAUGCGAAUGGUCGGGUUGUUGUCAUUGGCGGCAGCAUGUCAGGCGUCGAAGCUGCAUCUGCCGUGGCUCUCCACCAAUCCUCAUCUGCACUUUCCACAAACGGAAUCCCACAUACCCAAGAGAGGAAAGUGCAUCAUGUACAUUCAAGACCCUUCUGGACGUUACCGACUUAUCUCCCCCACGAGUCUCCCGACGGGAGUCCAUCGUUUUUACCGUUGGACCUGGCCAUGUAUGACCUGGGCCGCCGACCGCCGGGUCCAAUAGAAUACACCUUGGGUCCGAUCCCAGAGGAAAGAGCGGUCAAAAUGAGCAGUUACUUCCACUCCUUGCUUGGCAGUGACUAUGAGAAAUACGCGCACAUGCACAUACCGCUUGACCCCGAACAGUCCAGACCCCAGCCACCAUGGGUCGCCAUAGGCAAUGAUUACGCCGAGUUCGUCCGAUGUGGAGCGAUUCAAACAUCGAUGGGCCGGGUGACUUCUAUACAUUCUGAUCCGGAUACUAAACAAGCUUCAGUUCAGUACGAAGGGCCCGAUGGUGCCACCAAGACGAUAGAGAAUGUGGCAGCGAUAAUCAUGGCCACUGGAUUCACACCAUACAAGUCCCUUUCCUUGCUACCGGAUGAAGUGUUGGCGACCCUUGAAUACUCCAAGACAGAUCCCUUCUCGCCGUUGAUUCUCGACAAGGGAGGCACCGUCCGCUCUGAAAUCCCCGAUGUCGGAUUCGUCGGCUUCUACCGCGGCCCGUACUGGGGCGUGAUGGAGAUGCAAGCGCGGUUCCUCGGAAAACUAUGGAGUGGGGAGAACAACAGUGCGAUCUGCGAAACAGAUGACCAGAAGCAAAGCCUUCGCAGUCUCAGAUUGGCACACCCGGAUCUAGCCCGUGGUCAGUUCCCCAUGGCCGACUAUGUCGGAUUGAUGGAGUCGUUUGCCAUGGAUCUGGAUAUUAGUCGUUCGGGAUUGCAAACAGGCGACAACAGGUCUGGACCUGCUGUUCCAGCGAGGUAUCUCUAUGGCGAUAUUCCAACAGACACUGAGGUGGAGAGGACACUGAGUGCUUUGCGCGACGCUCUUGUCCCCAAUCACGAGGUAGCACAGAAGGCCGCAGCGUUGGCUAUAUUUCGGGCUCUGCAUGGGACUUGGAAGUUUUCCAAGCAAACAGCAGGUGGUACCAGACGCGAAACAUCUGGGACUCUAGCUUUUUACCCGCGGUACCCCACUAGCCCGGUGUAUGACAGGGAGUAUGUCUUUGUGGAGACAUAUGUGGACUCGACCGGGCGGGAACAGCCUAUACAAGACAAUACCCGGUUCAUGCGUUUAGCAGAAGCGGGAUUUGAUAUUGCCACUUCCCGAAUUGAGAUCUGGUCAUCGGGCUUGACCGAUAAGCUGUCAGCUGAUCAACUUACCCAAGUUUGGGAGUUGACGCCUCUCCGCGGAGAGGAAAUCGAUGGGGAGACUAUUCCUGGGGAGUAUGUGAUAUCCGCCAAGGGCAUUGAUUUGGGUUCUGGAGUCGAAUAUCUGUACACUUUUCAUUUCAAGGGAGUUUCCAUCUUGUCCUGGGAAUGUGUUGAGGAUGAUUUGGAUGAUAAUAUUGGUGUAAGAAGCAAAGGGAAUUCCUAUUACUACGUAAGAGAUUGA